UUUUUUUCUUUUUUUUUUUUUUUUAAACCUUUGUUGUCAGGUUUUCGAGCAACCUCAUGUCCCCCUCCCAGGGAGCUGCUUUAUUUACCUCUUAGAAACCAAACGGCUGGGAGGUAGAGCAUUGUAUUUCAGCAUGCUUUGUUUUAUGAUGAGAUCACAUAGAGAAGCUUUCGUGCCAUUUGGGCAGGUAAGCUUCUGCACCUCUGUCGUGCCCAGCUAUAUUUCUGCCUCCUCUCAUCUGUCUUCUCUUUUCCUCCUCCCCUCAUGCCUCCUUCCUGCUGGCCUCCUUUUCUCUUUCUUUCCCUUUCUCAGAUUAUCCUUCCAGGUUUUCGUAAUAAAUUUAUAUUUUGUAAAAGGAUUUUGUUGAACCAGGUUUUGCAUCCUCACUGAAUCUGACUGGCUUUUACUUUCCUCUCCAAAAUCAGGUUUUUGUUCUCAACAUUUCUCCCCAUCAUGUCCAGUCACUGUUUUGGUUUUGGCACCAUCAAUAUCAAAUGUACAAACGGUUCUUGCUAACCAACACCAGGUAUAUCUGAUGUUCAGAUGAGUUCCAAUAAAAUUUUUUUUUUCAAAAAGUGUCCUUUCUUGAGUGCUGGAGGGCUUCUGAUCAAGUCCACACAGCUCUGUAGCCUUUUAGACUGGCUAAAGCUCUGGUACCUCAUUUGCUUCAUGAGACCUUUAGAUCUGGGGUAAAGUGGAGGGAUUUGGAUAAGAAGGUUGGUCGGUAAGGUCUGAAAUGGGAAGUGGUGUGCAGGGAUCCUUCUGUUUUUCCAGGGCAACAUGGUCCAGUGAGGACAGGGGGUUUGGGCUGGAAGAGCCUCUGCUGCUUCCUUGGUGGGGAAUCGUGGUGUGAGGGUUGUAUGCAGUCAUACCAGUGCAAGUGCCUGGAGAGUCCUGACACUCAGUUGUGGUUUUGUUUUUAGUUGAAACCUUCAAAAGCAGUGAUUUUCAUUCUGCCCCUCAGACCCUGGCAGCCAUUCUUCUGAGGGGCCCUGAGGCCAACUAGGGGUGAGGGGGGAGCUCUCACCGCCAGUUCCACUCUAGUCCCAGCCACUUUGUUACUUUGUUUCAGUUUUGUAGAGUCUCUAUAGUUUCUACAGUUGCACUUGCAGGAAGAAUUUUGCUUCGCUAAGGGACUGUAAGAACUAUCCCCAAGGCAUCCAGCCCUGUAGCUGGAGAAGGGGGGGGGGGGUUCUCCAAGCCUAGGGCUGCCCGGAGGGGUUCAGUCGGCAGCAGCCCUUCCUCUGCUCCCUUUGCGGGUCUGACGACCUCCUCUAGACCUGUGCUGUCCACUGUGAAGGCACUGGCCACACGUGGCUGUGGAGCCUUUGACAUGUGGCUAGUUCGAAGUGUGAUGCAUUGCAAAUGUAAACAAACCAGACUUCAAAGACAGUAUGAAAAAAAAUGUAAAAUAGCUCAAUUUUUUUAUAUAUAUGUGAAAUAUUUUGAGCAUAAUGGGUUAAAUAAAAUAUAUUAUUAAAAUCCACCUGUUUCUUUUUAUUUUUUUAUGAUGUGGCUACUCAAAAAUACUCGAAUACCUAUGUGGCUUGCAUUUGUGGCCCACGUUAAAUUUUUUUGGAUGGUGCUGCUCUAGACCUCCAGGGCUGCUUUCCCUCGCUGGCCUCAAGGGAGCUAGGUCUGGGCACAGCUGAGGGGGUCGGGUGGCCCAGAGGCUGGCCUGGGCCUGGCUUCCUCACCUAGGGACCCUUCCUGGCACCAGCCCUCAUGUGCCACAGCUUUCUUGUGUGCUGAUGAGACAGCACUGGUGUUGGGAGCAGAGGCUGAGGCGCUUGGCUCUGGAGCACUGCUGCGUGCUAGUUAUAUAAUGUGUGCUGCCCAGAAGGGCCACUAGAUGCUGCUCUGUGAUCCCUGAAGGAACAAAGCACGGCUGCCUCAGAAGCCAGGGUUUAGCCUUGCUUUAUUUGGAGCCCUUUCUGGAAGGUAGCCGGCCAGAGCCUUGUCUUCUCUUUCUCAGGGUGGUAUGGGGAUGGGGCCAUGCAGAGGACAGGGAUUCUCUGGUGACACAUGGGAAUAUCAGCCCAACAGUGCAGAUAACAAGCAGGCUGGCCCUUCUGGCAGCUAGAGAUAGGCUAUAGAAUCAAUAGGCUGAUCGAUGGUGGGGUUUGGAGUGCUUUCCUGCAGUUCUCUGAAGAAGACUGGGAAGAAAACAGCUCCACUUCAUUCAGCUGGGUCUGCAUUCUGGGCCUUGAUUCUGCCAUUUUCGGUAGAAGAUUGCCCUUUCUUCCUUGCCUUGCACUGGAGCUGUGACAGGAGCUUUAGGGUGGUGGUGGUGGUGGUGGGUGCCUUGAAACAGUGGGCACGGCAGUGGGGGUGGACAGGACUUCCAGACAACCCCUUUCCUCAGGCACAAUCGCAAGUGGGCUGCCGGUGCACAUUUCGUUCAUGUGCUGCAAACAUGGCUUUGCCUUUGACAAGUGUGAGGAGGCUGAGGUAGUAAUGCAAAGAGCUCUUUUUGAAGGUGCUAGGGAAGGCUGGCUGGACAAUGGCGAGAGAGGAUACCAGAGUGUGGCCAGUCUGGAAAAGGUCCGGGCAAGAACCUGCUGCUUUGGUUUGGGAAAUGAAGUGGGGUAAAGUGGACCUUGGUACUGCCUGCCAUGAAUUGGAAUAGCUGAAACUGAAAUUUGUAGGUACAGGUACCAGGGUGGACCUAAGGGGAGGCUUACAGGCUUCGAAAUCUAGGCAUAUUUUGUGAAAUGGAAAGCAUUUAACCUUUGCUCAACACCAGAAUCUGAAGGGGACCUUGAGAGGCAGUAUGGACAAAGGCCUACUUGGGAGCUGGGCCUCUCCACCAGGGGCUGGAGGGAAAAAGGCUUUGCCUUGGAGAGAAAGAGAGUCAUUGGGCCAGGGGACCUGGAAGAGAUUACUUCUUCAAGCUCCUUACUAAUAGGGAAGGAGGGUUGAGGACUGCUCCAUUUCAAGAGCAGGCCGAGGUUGUACACGGAGGAACAUGGAGGGAGGGCCCUGUUGAGCAAAGGGCCGGCUUUCAUCUAAGUUAAGAUGACAGCUGCUGUGGAUGUUUCACAAGCAGCCAUCUGCAUACAGAACAAUGCAUUUUCCAUUAUGUGGUCACCAAAGUCCCUAAAGCUUUCACUUGCCACUAUUGACAGAGAAACGGCUGGGUAGUACAUAUACGCAUUCUAGUACUUUGACUCGAUAGCAGCACUGUCCUGGGUAGGGCCGUGAGCAGCACUGGCAGAGCGGGCCCAGGUUGACAGCCUGGAGUGGCCAGGAGGCCAGGAAUUGGGUAGUUAAUCUGGAUUACUGCUUCCUUAUCUUUUGGUCCAGAGGUGAUAAUCUGGAUUAAGAUAGGGUUUGAAUCUUCUGUUUCUCCGGUUUGUGGGCAACUCAAUCAGUUUCCAGAACCAACUAAAAGAAAAACAAAUGAAGAAUGGCUCUUGUGAAGGAUGUGAAUUCUUGUCUGUGAGAGGAACUGUUCUUACUAGUCAGAAUUUUACAACUUGGCACCAGAUCUUCAAAUGGUACAUGGUUAGCAUGAAAAACAUUGGAAUCAGAGGAUCAGAGGCUGGUUUGGAAGAGCAGUGGCUUCAGUUUUACUACAACUGAUAAGAGGGCCAGUGGUAAUGUCGAGGUCACAUUUGUGAAGGACUGGCCCGUCUCUGGGGCAGAGGCCCACCCCGGAGCCUCAAGUCCUGUCCCAGCCAGGUGGGUGCGGGAAAGCCAGUCUCUGUUUUGUGGACCAGCCCAGAACUGCCUAUGCCUCUCUGGCUUGGAUUUCUAUUUACCCGGGCUCCGGCCCUUUACCUGAGGUGCGGGAAUAGAGGCCACGGAGGGGGAGACGUGAAAGUCGAUGGGACAGUCCAUCCGGAUUCGAGUGGCUUCAGCAAAGGCUUCCGCCUCCCACCGCCACCCCCACCACCCCCGGCUCAGGGCCUUCCUCCUCGAGUACCUAGCUUCUUCCCCGCCGGACGAGGAUGUUAAUGGAAAAAGGAAUCUCGGGGCCCCGGCCGGCCUCCGUGGAUAGCUUCUCGCGCGGCAGCCUCAGCUCGGGCGGGCCGCGCGUCGCCAGGGCGGGGACGCGGCCGAGAGCGCCCCCGCGGCCCGCCGCUGCGGGUGCCGCGGCGGGAACAAAGGCAGCACGUGUCUGGGCGGGGCGGCGGGCGGGUUCAGCCCUCGGCCCCGCCCCCGGCGCGCCCCCUCCCGCCCCCCGCCCGGCCCUAGCUCGGCUGCGCGGGGCGCCGGGGACUCUCACGCGGCCUGGCGGCUGCUGGCGCGACGACGCAGAGCGGGCGGCGAGCGGUGCGGGAGGGGCGGCCCCGAGAGGCGAGGCGGGGCCGGCGCCGCGGGUACCCGCCGCCACCGCCCGAGUCCGGGUCCUAGAUGGGGUGCGGCGAGUAGAGGCGCUCGGGCUCGUGGCCGCAUCCCUGCCCGCACCGCGCGCGGGGGUGGCGCUGAGGACCGCGGCGGCCCGGCUCCCAGGCAGGAGCAGGCCAGUUCGGGCCGGCGCGUGGGCCUCGCGCGCGCGCGCCCCCGACAGGGAGGCCGCUGAGGUGCGCGCCGGGGCGGGAGCGGGAACGGGAGCGCGGCGGCGGCGAGGGCGGCCGGCGGGGGGCGGGGCCGCGGCGCCUGCAGAACCUUGGACAGAAGCUCCGGAGCCGCCGCCGCCGCCGCCGCCGCCGCCGAGCGCGAGCCCCGCCGAGCCCCGCCGAGCGCCGGGACCGCGGGCCCGAGCCGCGGCGCGCAUUGCGGAGGGAGAGCGCGGAGCGCAGGAGCCGCCGCCGCCUGCCGGAUCCGAAGGGGCAGCACGCGCCCGGGAGCCGGGAGUGCUCCCGCCUCCUGCCCGGGGCCGCCGCGGGCUCGCUGAGGUGUUUUGUGCCUCCGGCCGGCAGGCUGGGCGCGCAGGGGCGCGGGCCCCCGCCCAGCGCGCAGCGGCACCAUGGGCACGGUGCUGUCCCUGUCCCCCAGCUACCGGAAGGCCACGCUGUUUGAGGAUGGCGCGGCCACGGUGGGCCACUACACGGCCGUACAGAACAGCAAGAACGCCAAGGACAAGAACCUGAAGCGGCACUCCAUCAUCUCCGUGCUGCCUUGGAAGAGGAUCGUGGCCGUGUCGGCCAAGAAGAAGAACUCCAAGAAGGUGCAGCCGAACAGCAGCUACCAGAACAACAUCACGCACCUCAACAAUGAGAACCUGAAGAAGUCGCUGUCCUGCGCCAACCUGUCCACUUUUGCUCAGCCCCCACCGGCGCAGCCGCCCGCACCCCCUGCAGGCCAGCUCUCGGGCUCCCAGACCGGGGGGGUCUCCUCCUCCGUCAAGAAGGCCCCGCACCCUGCCCUCAGCUCCGCAGGGACGCCCAAACGUGUCAUCGUCCAGGCGUCCACGAGCGAGCUGCUGCGCUGCCUGGGCGAGUUCCUGUGCCGCCGGUGCUACCGCCUGAAGCACCUGUCCCCCACGGACCCUGUGCUCUGGCUGCGCAGCGUGGACCGCUCGCUGCUCCUGCAGGGCUGGCAGGACCAGGGCUUCAUCACACCCGCCAACGUGGUCUUCCUCUACAUGCUCUGCAGGGACGUCAUCUCGUCGGAGGUGGGCUCGGACCACGAGCUCCAGGCCAUCCUGCUGACCUGCCUGUACCUCUCCUACUCCUACAUGGGCAACGAGAUCUCCUACCCGCUCAAGCCCUUCCUGGUGGAGAGCUGCAAGGAGGCCUUUUGGGACCGCUGCCUCUCUGUCAUCAACCUCAUGAGCUCCAAGAUGCUGCAGAUCAACGCCGACCCACACUACUUCACACAGGUGUUCUCCGACCUGAAGAACGAGAGUGGUCAGGAGGACAAGAAGCGGCUCCUCCUCGGGCUCGAUCGGUGAGCCCCGUGGCCCGCAUCAUGGCUCAAGGAUUCAGUUCAUUUUUAAAAAUUUAUUAUUAAGCAAAUCAGAUUCUGUGUACAAUAUGUGUCUAGCAAAGCCACCGAGGGCCUCUCCCUUCCCACCUUCCCUCCUCGGGGUUUUCUUCAGCCCUGCCAAGAACUCUGGGCACUUUUGAACUCCCGAACCUUGUGCAACACCCAGAAGAUGUAUCCAGAGCCACCCGGGCUGCUGACCUCUCAACUUUGGGGAUUCGGGGGACUGAGCGUCUUCUUGCCGCCUGUGCCCUUGCUGGACUGGGGCGGGUGAGGCCGUCCACUGCUCCUGGCACGGGAGCCGGAGAGGGGCCUCUGGCCGGUUGGCCCAGGGAGCGACUGGCCUUCCCGGCUGGGGGUCCUUUCCUGGCUCUUGUUUUGGGUCAUACCUUCUCCCAGAGGCCUGUGGAGCUGGCCACCCCGACCGAGCCACGAGGAGGGUUGGGAGGCAAGGUGCCCGCCACCCUGGGACAACUCUUCGGUCGAGGAGAAGCUGGCCUAGUACAAAGAUUGGGGCCUGUCGUUUGACAAUGCACCACCUGGGUUUGCUCUUUUUUCUUUUUUAGGGAGAAGGGCUUUCCUUUAGUGAAGACAUGGACCUUGCCCCCUAGCCCCCUGCUCCCCCGCUCCCAGCUGUGUUGGCAGUGUUGGGUUAAGGAGCUGGUUUGACUCAUUAAGUUCUUUGAUUUUGGGUCCCAGCUAAAGGGGUAGGGUGCAGGUAGGGACAGCUCCUUUCCUGGGUGAACCUUUCAUUUGACUAAUGCAGCUUACUCACCCCGUGGCGAAGGCCAGGGCAGCUGCAGGUGCCCAUUACCAACAACCUGCCUUCUGGGCGGGUGGGGUUGUCGUGCCCGAGACCAGCCAGUGCCCACCUGAGGGCUAAGGCCUCUUGCCGGUGCAUGACAUUCGUUCCACAGAGCCGGGGUGGGGGGUGAUGUCAGGGAUCAGGGCGAUGUGGUAAUGAUGUACCCCCUGUCCCCACCCCUGUUCAUUUCAAGCUGUUUCCAAACAGUUCAGUUUCUUCUGAAGACGAAGCCUGGCCCGGCAAGGCCCAGUGAGACCACUGGAUCUUGGAGACAAUUCCAAGACGGGAGUAGCGCUCCUGAUUGCUUCGGAAGCCUGCUGAUUGUGCACCUGAUCAUUUGCAGUUGCUGGUUUGGGUUUCCACCUUACCCUAGUGGCUGCGAAAACACACGAUGUGUACUUAAUCAAUUUCCUUUCUAAUUCUCCCAGAUUGGUGGCUUGGGACUUGGGAGAGGACCGCGAGAAGGGAGCGAGCCUCCCUCCGUGGCCCAUCACUCCAGCUUUGGGGAACAAAGACCAAUGUGAAGAUGCUCUGGGGAAUUCUGUCUUUCAGUCCCCAUGCCCCCCCUCCCCUUCCCCAGGGAGUGCUGGAAUAGGGGGCUGGGGGAAGGCAGAGGGUCCUUUGACAUAGGGUUAGGUUCCAGGUGGCUGCUGGUUUCAGCACGAGCACUACUGAAAUUCACACGAACAAGAGAAAGCUGUGAAACGGAGGUCCUGGUGUAAGAGGCCUGGAGCUGAGCCGCCGGCCCGGGUGUUCCUGGGGAAGAGGGGGAGGGCCUGCCCGGGCUGGGAUUCGUUUGCCCCAGCUGCGCCUUGGGCCCACGCUGAGCCUGAGCCGUUCCGUUCCUGGGACUGCCAGAUAAUCUGAUGUGGAGCUGGAAGGAACCUGCUGGAAGGUUGCUGGCACAGACUUUGCCGCCGCUGCUGCGCCUCUUCUUGGUUGGAGUUGUCACACAGCCCGUCUGUGCAGAUCCUGCCACCACGUGUAACCUGAGGUAGGAGGCCCGUGGGGGCAGCAGGCCCUGGCGGCCCGGAAGAGGGAGGUUCGGGUGCCGAGUCUCCAGAGGAGGGGCGCGCAUCCGUAGUCGCUCUUUCUCGGCGGCGGCCGAACUUGGCCUGAGACUGCGCUUCAGUUGCAUCCCCAGGAUUCCGGUUAUGUGUGUUUCCUUCUCUUUCUCCGUAUUUAUUUUUUUAUUUCUCGGAGGAGGUGCAAAUUUCAGGAGUGGUUGGGGGACGAAGGAAGCCAGUCUCUGGCUCCCCCCCAGUGUGAAGCCUGCCCCUUCCUCCUCCCCGCCCUUGUGCUGGUCAGUCCUGGGUGCAGGAGCUGAUGGACUCGAGUGUGCAGGCAGUGAACCCAUUUGACAUGCUGCUAUGAAGACUACUUUUAGAACAACAAUUAAAAAAAACAACAACAAAAAACUAACCUACGGGGGAAAAAAAAACCCUUAUUCUUUCAUUGUUGCUUUGACAGUGAUCUUGUGCAUGCGAACCAGGAGCAUUUUGUGUCUUAAGAAAAAUAAUCUUAGAACAGAUGGCCGUGAACAUUACACCCGUGCACGGAACCAGUCACAGGAAUAAUAGUUCAGGAUUUGGUUUUUCUCUUUUUCUUGUAAACCUGAAGGGUUGAUAUAUUCUUUCCAUGCAGCUAUUAGAAUUUAGUUUUGUUCCAGCAGUUGUUAAACUUGCAAUGAAAAGAAAAUGUGCCAUUUUUUUCCACUCGUAAUUGUUCAUUGCUGUAUAUUUGAAACUGCUAAUUACACGUGCGGUGUAUGUUGGUUCUUAGUGCAAUUCGUUCUGUAGUUAUUCUCUGACCAAACCGUGGGUAUUGUUAAUAUUAAUUUAUAUUUGUCUCAUUUUGUAUGUAUGUGUAGUGUGUUUGUAAGUAUGUGUGGUUUAUAAUCUGACAAGGUCAUGAAGCUCAGUUUGGCUGUAAUUUAAUUCCCUUUCCCUUAUUUUUAUUUAUUUUUGUACUGUGCUGAUUAAAUAAAAUGCACUGACCAUCCAU
Molecule: messenger RNA, 8683 nt
Organism: Mirounga angustirostris (Northern elephant seal)
Lineage: Eukaryota; Metazoa; Chordata; Mammalia; Carnivora; Phocidae
Gene: CDK5R1
Product: cyclin dependent kinase 5 regulatory subunit 1
Exons: 2
Coding region: 4916-5842 (308 amino acids)
Biological process (GO): brain development; axon guidance
Cellular component (GO): protein kinase 5 complex; cytoplasm; growth cone
Molecular function (GO): protein kinase binding; cyclin-dependent protein serine/threonine kinase activator activity
Source: RefSeq, a predicted model, not a curated record